This is a messenger RNA of Ostertagia ostertagi, 1797 nucleotides long. Lineage: Eukaryota; Metazoa; Nematoda; Chromadorea; Rhabditida; Trichostrongylidae. The record is from the annotation of a GenBank genome assembly.
AUGCAACAAGCUACGGUGAAUCUGUUUGCUGAUAUGGGAGUACAACCCGGAUCCAUUAUGUCGGGUCUUUCACUCGCUACAGCAUCCACCGAUUUCACUGCACCGGUGGUUAGCAUCACUUCACCGGCAAACAAUGCUUCAUUGACCGUCAACACACCUGUCACUAUCAGCGGUACCGCAAGUGAUGUGGGUGGUACAUUGGUAGGUGUUUAUAUUUCCACCGAUGGUGGUACUACAUGGAAAUCAGUAACAGGUACUACCAGUUGGACUUAUUCGUGGACUCCUACUCUUGCUGGUCCUGCAAGUAUAAUGGUAAAAGGUUUUGAUGAUAGUGGUAACAUGGGAACACCCGGUGCUGCAGGCUCUGCCAGCAAUCGUACCAUAACCAUUACCGGUUCGUCUCCGACAUGUCCUUGUAAUAUUUUCCCUGCAACUGUAACUCCACAACUUCCACUUGAUUCAGACAACCAACCUAUCGAAGUGGGUGUUAAAUUCCGUUCAACCCAGGCCGGUUAUAUCACGGGCGUUCGGUUCUGGAAAGGCGGUGCAUCUAACAAUGGCGUACACGUCGGCCACUUAUGGAGCAGCACGGGUACCAACCCUUCCGGUUAUUAUUCAAGUACUAAUCCAUACUUUACUUCUUCGGUAACGAAUGGCUACCUCACUGCGCUUGCCAGUGGUGUCGACGGACCGAAUGGUCUUUAUAUUUAUACUACUACAGGUAACGUUUCGGGUACAGUUAACGUAACAGCGACAGCUACCGAUAAUGUUGGCGUCGCAGGUGUGCAAUUCCUGUUGAAUGGAACCAACCUCGGAGCAGAAGAUACAGCCUCACCGUUUACGGUAGCAUGGAACACACUUACCUCCGCCAAUGGCUCUUACACGUUAACAGCACGCGCAAGAGAUGCGGCAGGUAAUAUCACCACAUCAACCGGCGUUGUGGUGACAGUCAAUAAUGACACACAAGCACCGACUGUGGCUAUUUCAGCUCCAACCGGUGGUACAAUAUUGGGAACAAUUGAUGUAUCGGCGACAGCCUCAGAUAAUGUUGGUGUUACCGGAGUUCAAUUCCUGUUGGAUGGAAAUAAUCUUGGUGCAGAGGAUCUUGUUGCGCCCUAUACGAUUUCCUGGAAUACUACAACAAUUGUUGACGGCAUUCAUACUCUCACAGCGAAAGCGCGUGAUGCCGCGGGUAAUAUAACAACAUCAGUAGCGGUUGUCGUUACUGUUCAAAACAAUCCGCCUGACACCCAGUUCCCAACAAUCACUAUCAAUGCUCCUGUAGCUGGAGAAGUGGCAGGCACCAUAAAUGUUUCUGCUAAUGCUUCAGACAACGUUGGAGUGAUUGGUGUACAAUUCCUGCUGGAUGGCGUUAAUCUCGGCACAGAAGAUCUUUCUUCUCCCUAUUCCACAACAUGGAAUACCAAAACGGUUACCAAUGGAACUUAUACGCUUACAGCACGGGCCCGUGAUGCUGCAGGUAAUGUAACUACCUCUGCUUCCGUCAUCGUUACUGUAAAUAAUAUACCGGAUACCCAGGCCCCAACAGUGACUAUCACUUCACCGGCUGCAGGACCCGUUACAGGUACAAUAAAUAUUUCAGCCAAUUCGUCAGAUAACACUGGCGUAGCCGGUGUGCAAUUCCUGCUAAAUGGAGUUAACCUCGGAAGUGAAGAUACUAUCGCCCCGUACACGCUUUCAUGGAACAGUGCCUCUACUGUCAAUGGCAAUUAUACCAUUGCAGCAAGAGCACGUGAUUCGUCAGGAAUGGAGCACAGUGUGGAGCCAGACAGUUGA